Vespa mandarinia (Asian giant hornet) is the source of this 4475-nucleotide messenger RNA. RefSeq names its product DNA damage-regulated autophagy modulator protein 1-like. The record is from RefSeq and is a predicted model, not a curated record. NCBI's taxonomy places the organism in Eukaryota, Metazoa, Arthropoda, Insecta, Hymenoptera, Vespidae.
UAAACGUCAACGACGUGUUUUCUUGGUGGCGCAGCUGCUACGAGCGCCGCGUUUCCUCAUCCGACGCAUCAUCGAUCCGCACAGCCGGCCAUAACCUCAGUGCGAUUUCAACGAGCACGUCACUAUUCUCGCGUUUUCCUUUUCUUCCACGUCUCUCGUAAACCUUUUCCCCGUCGUCGAAUCCUUCAAGUUGGGAAAAUAAGGAAAAAAAAAAAAAAAAAAAAAAAAUAGAUAAGAAAGAGGAAAAAAGUUACAAAAAAAAAAAGAAGAAGAAGAAGAGAAACCAACAAUUUUCGAAGAAACAUUUCUGUCUUCGUUUUUGUUCGUUAAGUGAGAGUGAGAGAGAGAGAGAGAGAGAGAGAGAGGGUGAAAGAGAGUAAAUUUCAUCGAUAGAAAGAAACGAAAAUAUAUUUCUAUCUUCUUUUUUAAAUCCCUUUUAUCCCCUACCCCACCCCAUCCCACUUUACCCUACGUUCGAUCAUUGACAAUCAUCAGGAAGUCAACUGCAGUAAUAUUCUGGAUCACAGUGAGAGGGAAAACGUCUAGAGGGAUCUAUUGUAAUUAUAUAUUCUAAGGAAGGAAAGGAACAUUAAUGGCAGCUAAAUCGGACGUUAUAUAUGAUCAAUUGCAAUACGAUUGGGAAGAUCGUCGAACGAGUUAAUGAUCACGAUAAAAACGAGACAGCCAGCGAAGAGAAGUGAAAAGAAGAAGAAAAAGAAGAAGAAGAGGAAGAAGGAGGUGGUGGUCGUGUUGGUGGUGGUGGUGGUGGUAGUAAUAGUAGUAGUAGUGAAAGAAAAGGAAGAAGCACGAAUGAUCGUAUCUCAUCUAGAACGAGCGCAUCGGCAGCGCAUGCAUCGACAUACAAUUCUCAAAGAAAACAACGCCGAUCGUCGACGUUCAACGUCGUCGUCGAUAACUAAGAAAGAAUCGACGACGAACGGUGGUGGUCCGAUACGUUGAAAGAAAAAAGGAACAUGGACAAAAACGAUUUUCUUGUUAAUCUUCAUUAUUUACCUAUCAUACUAUUCGUUUCCUUGCCGGCGGUGUUCGUUCUCACAUAUGUCAUAGCUGUAUUAUCUGAUCACGUGGAAGCAGGAUUUCCUUAUAUUUCCGACGUUGCUACCUCAGCACCAGAAAGUUGCAUAUUUGCUCAAUUUAUGAACAUGAUAGCUGCACUCAUGUGCCUCGUCAUCUAUAUAAGAUAUUCUCAAGUGAAGGAAUGUACAAGUGCAUUUCGUCUUCAGGCAUCUCUACCAAGAUGGAAUUAUUGGGCCUUAAUUCUUGGCCUAACAACUACUCUAGGUGUUUCGAUAGUUGCAAAUUUUCAAGAGACAUCGGUCAUCGUUGUUCACAUGAUAGGUGCAUUUUUAUGUUUUGGCGGUGGCACCGCAUAUUUUUGGACACAGGCUGUUUGUUCGUUCUACUUGCAUCCGCUCGGAUGUUCUUUAAGAAUGGCCCAUCUUCGAACGGCACUAUCAACAUUUUGCACAUUCUGCUUCUUCGUUAUAUUCAUAACCGGAGUCCUAGCUAGUCUGGCAUAUAAAGGUACGAAUCCUCAAAAAUGGUAUAAAGGUGACGGUGGUUGGGAACUUCACGUUGCUAGUACUGUCACCGAAUGGAUCUGUGCAAUUGCAUUUUGUAUUUAUAUCCUAACGUUCACCGAUGAAUUUAAAGACAUUAGGAUGAGUCAUCCAAAGGUGGGCAGAGGUACCGGUGUCUAUGUGAAUUUGCUUUCUCAUUCGCCAGUAGAUACACCUUGUCCUGGAUAUAGAUAUCGAGAAUACAGGGACGCUCUAUUGGAUGAUGUCGCCCCAUUAAUAGCAACGACACCGCCUAACGAGAGAAGACCCGAUGACCUCUGCCCGGUACAAAUACACGUUCACGAUUCAUCAAUAAGAGAACGACGUCGUCAAGGAUUGGAGAAAAAAAAGGAAUGUGAAGAAAAAACAAACGUUUCUCAAGAAGACGAUACUCGUCGUUGGAUCGACUUGGAUGAGAAUGUCCUUGAUGGUUAUAUCCUAAUCGAUGAUGGUUGUGUCGAAUCGGCGGUGAUUCAUGAAGAAAAAAAUUUUCCCGAUUUCGAUGACGUUGACUUUGGCGAUGACGCCGACAGUCAUGGUAAUUAUGAAUCAAGUAUGUUCGCUGAAGGACCAUGGAUUGGACGAGCUGUCCCUGAUCUCGAUGUUGGUACUACUUAUCCACUUGCCAAUAGUCAUGGCAAUGCUUAUCGAGAGUCUAGCAGUCAUAAUGAAUAUUCAAGAUUGUUUUCUGAAAUUUCUGCUAAAAAAGAAGCUGAGGAUCGUCGUCGUCGUCAAGAAGAUGAUAAUUAUGCUAUAGCAAAUAGUCACGGCGAUCAUAAUCCAUUUGAUAUUAGAGGACAUAGCUGUAGCGGGAGAUUAGAAACGGAACGUCUUUUAUUAUGGAAUGCUAAAACUGACGUUAAUUAUGAAAUAGCAAAUAGUCAUAGUAACUAUCGAGUAUUUUACGAUAGCCAGACGCAACAUCAAGGUAUUCAUCCACACGAAUGGCCUAUUGAAUCUUGGAAAGAUAAAUUAGAAAAAAAUCAAGGUACCAGGGACGAGGGAGAAGAUAAAAGUGAUAAAUCGAAAGAUUCAAGAAAAUCUUCGGUAUCGAAGAAAUUAGAAAACGAGUCUGAGGAUGCUACGUGCGACAUCGAACAAUGUUUGGUACAGAUCGAGGAGAGUCUCUUGAACAUCGAACAAAAUUUACUUCACGUUCAGGACUUAGACUUACCGGAAUUAAGAAAUCUUCUUUAUAAAAGUCCAAGUAUCGAGAGAAGCCUUUACGAAAUGCAAGACCUUCUUUAUACCGAUAGUAUCGUACCGGUUAUAAAAAGAAACAAAUCUUUGUCGUUAGAAUCCGACGAGGAUGAGGACGAGGAUGAGGAAGAGGAUGAAGAAGAUGAAGAGGAGGAAGCUUGGAUGGAAGAAAAAUUAACAGUAAAGGACGACGAUGAUGAAGAUGGUGACGCAAAUCCAUGUCCUUUCGGUGGUUCCAACGAAGAAUCCUCGGACACCGCUAAUCAAGAUGAAAAUAAUCAAUCGAAAUCGAUCGACGAUCAAACAAAUAACGAUUGGGUGAAUGAAAACGCUGAUCUUAAAAAUGAAACAUUAGAAACGAAUUUAACAAAUGAUUCGGCCAAAGCCGUGAAUUUUGUUUUAAACAGUUUAGGAAAGACACCAUCUAGACGUACAGUUCUCGAUGAAAAUAAAGAAAACAUUAGGCUCUGUUGGUCAGAACCCGAAGAUCCUACCGUUGAUUACAAUUUAAAUAAUUCCUAUUUGGAAAAGAAAAUACAUUGUCAGGAUAAAUGUCAUACGAGGACAAAUUCUCUUGAUGAAAAUCCAUCGUUCAAGGAGACAGAAUUGAGAGACAAUUAUAUCAAGAAAUCAUUAGAAAAUAUUUUCUUCGAACACAAAAGCAAUCGAUUGUUAAAAGCUAAGGACAAAGCCAAAUCAGAUGGUACUUUACAGACACGUCGUGAUAGAUCAACUUCAUCCGGUCGAGGUGAACAAAGUAAAAAGAAUAAAGAAAGAAGAAAAAGAAGAUUUUCGAACGAAAAUCGUUUGAUCGGAUUUGACGAUAAAACCGAAGAUUUUCGUAAAAAAAUCGAAAGUAUGGUCUCCCAUCGUAGAUCGACUAUAUCGAUACCGGAUUAUAACAAAAAAUCAACUAAAACCUCGACGGAAUCGAUUGAUAUAGAGAGGUCACGUUCUCGUGAUAGAUCACCGAUCAAAUCGAAAAGGAUAUCAUUGUCGAUGGAAAGAAUUCAUGAAAAGGAUUCGACUGGUGGAAAGGGUUGUGAGAAAAAAAAGAGAAAAAAGGCUUCUGGAAGAACGCAAAAUCAAUCGGAAAAUGCAUUGGUACCUAGCAAAUUGAUAUCGUUGUCCUUGUCUCUUCUAUUGGCAGCACUUUUACAAGCAGUCAGAUGUCUCACCGAUCUCGUUGAGGAUGCCUUUAGAUCUGUCAGUUAUGAUAGAAGUGGCCUGUUGCAAUGAGGACUCGUCGAUGUACCAAAACUAUUCGAAAAAUCUCACAACGGUGACAUCUAUAACGUUGUCCCACCGCUGUCUUCUGAUUCCAUUAUUAAAAAAAAAAAAAAAAGAAAAAAAAAGAGAGAGAGAUAGAAGAAAAAAAAGAAAAGAAAAAAAAUUAUAAAAUUCCCCGAGAUUUUACUGAAAGCGAGAUAAAUCAACGUCAUCGUUAUACUUCUUACUUUCACGUACGUCCGACCAAGUCAUCGCAAUUUUCUCAAUGGACAUAGACAAAAGUGUUUGUUGUUGCUGAAAUAAUAAUUUUCGACGAUACAACGAAUCUAUAUAGGACCGAAUUUGGAUUCGAGUGAUUAAGUAUGAAGUACGAGUGAAAUUCGAUAUUCAUGUGUGCCCUAUGAUCUUCUAAUGAAAAAUGCAAGAAAAAUAAGAGAGAAAAAGAAAAAAAAAAAAAAAAAAAAA